Messenger RNA from Exserohilum turcica Et28A, 3590 nucleotides. RefSeq lists its product as uncharacterized. Lineage: Eukaryota; Fungi; Ascomycota; Dothideomycetes; Pleosporales; Pleosporaceae. Gene Ontology annotation, biological process: phospholipid biosynthetic process. The transcript is spliced from 7 exons. Bases 1 to 3297 code for a protein of 1098 amino acids. Gene Ontology annotation, molecular function: calcium ion binding; phosphatidylserine decarboxylase activity. The record is from RefSeq and is a predicted model, not a curated record.
AUGUACAGCAUGCACCGUAGCAGGACUGCCCGACGCGCUGAGGGCGGCCUCUCGCUGCCGCUGCCGCUGCCGCACCGCCUCAAGCAUCCCUCCACCUCGUCCGCAAACGGCCCCAAUUCCACCCCCAGCUCUGCGCCCGCAUCGCGCACAAACAGCCCACGCAUCCGCGCCAUGUCCGACCAGCCCGCUGCCGGCCUGGUGUUGAGGGCCAAUGUCAUCAAGGGCAGGAAUCUCGCUGCAAAAGAUCGGAGUGGCACGUCUGACCCGUAUCUCGUCCUCACGCUCGGCGACACCAAAGUCACCACGCCCGCCAUCAACAAGCAGCUCAACCCAGAAUGGAACGAGACGCUCGAGCUGCCCAUUGUUGGCGACCAGAGCCUGCUGCUCGAGGUCGUCUGCUGGGACAAGGACCGCUUCGGCAAGGACUACAUGGGCGAGUUUGACGUCAUACUCGAAGACCAGUUCCAGAACGGCCUCACCCACCAGGAGCCCCAGUGGAUCCCGCUGCAGGCGCGCCGCUCGGGCAAGAAGAAGUCGGUCGUCUCGGGCGAGAUCCAGAUCCAGUUUUCGCUCAUCGACCCCCUCAACCUCGCCGCCACCCCCGAGCAGAUUCUGCAAAAGUUCCUGGCCAUUGCCGGCCAGACGCCCAGCCCCGACGAGGACGACGACGAAUUGCUCAUGCGCGGCGACAGCAACGGCACCGACGCCGAAGACGACGACGACGACGACUCGAGCUCAGACGAGGCCCACGACGAGUCCAAAAAGGCCGAGAAGCGCGAGAAGCGGCGCAAGAAGCUCAAGCUGGCUCGCAUGAAGCGAAAGGUAAAGGGCCACACGGUCUACGAAUACUCCAACAGCAGCGAUGUCGCCGGUGUGCUCUUCCUCGAGAUCCAGCGAUGUUCCGACCUGCCGCCAGAGCGCAAUGUCACUCGCACCACAUUCGACAUGGAUCCCUUUGUCGUGACGUCGCUCGGAAAGAAGACGUACCGCACCAAAACCAUCAGACACGACCUCAACCCCGUGUUCGAAGAGAAGCUCGUCUUCCAGGUCCUGCGCCACGAGACCAACUACUCGGUCAACUUUACCGUCAUGGACAAGGACAAGUUUUCAGGAAACGACUACGUUGGCACCGUCAACUUUCCCCUUGAAAAGGCCGUUUCCACAGCGCCCCAAGAAGACCCGGAGACGGGGCUCUACAAGCUCCUCGAGCCAUCAGAUUCGCCGGGCAUCUCGCCGUCCGACGGUGGUUCCAAGAAGUCUCGCUUCCGCCUGCCACUCUCCCGCUCGGGGUCUACUCACAGCCUUUCACGCUUGGGUCGGCCCUCGCUGAAGAAGGAGAGCUCGAUUGGCUCGCUCUCUGCGCAAGAUGCGGCUGGAAAUGCCUCUUCUUCUCCCUCCCCGGCUGUCACACUGAGCGCCACAACCGACUCAAACGGCAACCUCACCCCGGGCAGCACCAUAAAUCUUCAACCAUCUGCUGUAGACGACGAGGAUUUGAAGCUGUAUACACUUCCCCUGGAGCUGAAGCACCAAGAGCGCUGGGAGAACAAGCACAACCCGACUCUUUACAUUCGUGCCAAGUACCUCCCUUACAAGGCGCUGAGGCAGCAGUUUUGGCGAGCCAUGCUCAAGCAGUACGACGCCGAUGAGAGCGGCUUGCUUGACAAGGUGGAGCUGACCACCAUGCUCGACACGCUUGGCUCUACGCUACACGAGUCCACCAUUGACAGCUUCUUUGAGCGCUUUGCUGAUCGGCACAACGGAGACCACCUUCUUACGUUUGACGAAGCUGUCAUUUGUCUCGAGGACCAGCUGCAGGCCACCGAAGCGAAGAAUGCCAAGAGAAACGGGUCUUUUGCAUCGGGCACCCCUACACCCCAAACUUCUGGAAUGCUCACUCCCAUCAACCAGGACAGCUCCACGACUUCCAUCCCAGCGCUCGAGACGGCCACACUGGGCAAGGAAGGCGAAGAGGGAGCCGACAUUCAGAUUGACGACUUGGCGGAUGACAAGGGUGAGGAGCACGUUAUCGAGAUUCGUGAAUGUCCCAUCUGCCACCAGCCCAAGCUCAACAAGCGAUCGGAUGCCAACAUCAUCACCCACAUUGCCACGUGUGCAAGCCAGGACUGGAGACAGGUCAACAACAUUGUCAUGGCCGGGUUUGUCACUUCAAGCCAGGCGCAGCGGAAGUGGUACUCCAAGGUCAUCACCAAGAUUUCGUACGGUGGCUACAAACUGGGCGCAAACUCGGCCAACAUCCUUGUCCAGGAUCGCCUUACGGGCCAGAUCAACGAAGAGCGUAUGAGCGUCUACGUCCGCCUGGGCAUUCGCCUGCUCUACAAGGGCCUCAAGGCGAACAACAUGGAAAAGAAGCGAAUUCGCAAACUGCUCAAGUCGCUGAGUUUCAAGCAGGGAAGGAAAUACGACGACCCCGCGUCAGCCUCAGAAAUUGUGCCUUUUAUCAACUUCCACCAGCUCGACAUGUCGGAGGUGCUGUUGCCCACGGAUCAAUUCAAGAACUUUAACGAGUUCUUCUACCGAGCGUUGAAGCCAGGCGCGCGUCCAUGCUCUGCGCCCGAUGACCCAAGGGUCAUCGUAUCGCCGUCCGACUGCCGAAGCGUUGUCUUCAAUACCAUUGACGCAGCACAGGCCAUCUGGGUCAAGGGUCGCGACUUUACCCUUGAGCGCCUGCUUGGCGACGCUUAUCCGGAAGACGUAAAGCGCUACCAUGGAGGCUCACUCGGCAUAUUCCGACUGGCGCCCCAAGACUACCAUCGGUUCCACAUCCCUGUCGAUGGAGUCUUGGACGAGCCCAAGACGAUUGAGGGCGAAUACUACACAGUAAACCCAAUGGCGAUCCGCUCGGCUCUGGACGUGUACGGCGAAAACGUCCGCGUGCUGGUGCCCAUCGACUCUGUCGCCCACGGCCGUGUCAUGAUUGUUUGCGUAGGUGCCAUGAUGGUCGGCAGCACCGUCAUUACGCGCAAGAAGGGCGAGCAGGUCAAGCGUGGCGAAGAACUGGGCUAUUUCAAGUUUGGCGGCAGCACUCUGCUGCUCCUCUUCGAGCCUGGCCAAAUGCGAUACGACGAGGACCUUGUUGACAACUCCAACUCUGCUCUCGAAACUCUGGUCCGUGUUGGCAUGUCUAUCGGCCACAGCCCUAACCGGCCAGCCCAUGUCCCUGACAUGCGCAAAGCCAAUCCCACCCAUGAAGAGAAGCAGGAUGCCAAGCGCCGUAUCGAAGGCAGCUUAGCACCUGCCGGCGUCAAGGGACCCAUGCCUGGCGCUGGAAUGUAGAAUUAAUAGACGCUGUCGAAAAGGCACAGAAACCCAAAAUCGGAAAAUCGGACGGGCUGGGGGGUAAUCAAUACUGUUGUCGCGGUGCACCUGGAGUAAUGAGGUAAUGAUGGGACAUGAUGAGAGCAUACGGAUUAGCGGCAUGGGUCAGUCGCUUUUUCUUGGGCGUUUGGGUGCGUUUGAUGGGCAACAGGCGGAUAGGGAGCGCAAAAGCUGUGUGUACUGUUUGUUAUGUGCUGAGCCAAGUCUGUACCCUUAUAGAUAUAUACAUACACAUAUACAUAUAUAUACUU